This is a messenger RNA of Solanum dulcamara, 378 nucleotides long. RefSeq lists its product as uncharacterized. Lineage: Eukaryota; Viridiplantae; Streptophyta; Magnoliopsida; Solanales; Solanaceae. The record is from RefSeq and is a predicted model, not a curated record. The transcript has a single exon. The coding region runs from base 1 to 378 and encodes 125 amino acids.
AUGGAUUGGGACGCCACAUUAAAGCAAAGGAUGAAUCAAAUAAAUGAGCUUAAUGAGUUUCAUUUAAAUGCAUAUAAGAGAGCAGCCUUGUACAAAGAGCGAAUAAAGAAGUAUCACUACCAAAAGAAUGAAAAGAGCACAUUUGCACCUGGAGAUCUAGUCCUUCUUUUCAACUCAAGGAUGUGUUUAUUUCCUAGCAAACUCAAGUCAAAGUGGUUAGGACUACUCCAAGGGAGUCAAGUUUUUCCGCAUGGUGCAGUUGAGCUAGAAAAGAAGGAUGGAAUGAAAUUCAAAGUUAAUGGUCAAAGGAUCAAAGAAUACAUUGGCACAGAGGAUGAGAUCAAAAUUGUGGAAGCAUGGAAGCUUAGUGAAUUCUGA